This is a messenger RNA of Botrytis cinerea B05.10, 1478 nucleotides long. RefSeq lists its product as hypothetical. The coding region runs from base 76 to 1083 and encodes 335 amino acids. The record is from RefSeq and is a predicted model, not a curated record. The transcript is spliced from 3 exons. Lineage: Eukaryota; Fungi; Ascomycota; Leotiomycetes; Helotiales; Sclerotiniaceae.
GCUAUCAUCAAAAUCUCUACUCCGUACAUUCCAAUCACCUCACUCCUGAGACAUCUGGUCACUGAACAAGGCAUCAUGUUGUCCAACGUGGGCCGCGCAGCUAUUAAAAGAAUCGGCGGAUCUAACCUAUCAACAAAUCUACUUCUUGCUACCGUUUGCCAGUUACAGCGCGUUGAAGGUCAACAAAAUGUCGAAUCUACCUUGAAGGCUUCCUCGACUUCUUUCCUGGCGCGCCGAUUGUAUGCUACUGCGACUAAAACUACCCAAACCGAAACUGUCGUAGAGAAGAAGCCAGUUGCAAAAAAGGCGCCUGCGAAGAAAUCUACCACUGCUGCUAAGCCUCCCGUCAAAAAGUCUACCAAGACGACCACCAAAAAAACUGCGAAGCCAGUUAAAAAGCCAGUAAAGAAAAUUAAAUCGGCAAAGGAAACGGUUGCAAAAAAGCGAGGACCAAAGCCCAAGAAGCAAUUGACAGACGCACAAAAGUUAAAAUUGAAGUUGAAGGAAUUGAAGGCUAUUGCGUUCCUCAAAGAAGCUCCAAAACAAAUUCCGGAUACUGCCUAUAGCCUAAUGUUUAUGGAUUUGGUUAAGAAAGGAACCUCUGUCAUCGAUGCGGCCAAGCAGGCAUCAGAGAAAUACAAAUCGGCAUCGACAGCAGAAUUGGAGCGACUUGAACAGACUGCGAAGGAGAACAAGGCUGUCAAUGCACGCAACUACAAGAAUUGGGUCCAGAGUCAUACUCCAGCGGAGAUUCGCACGGCGAAUUAUGCACGUCAUCACAUUCGAAGAUUGACCAACAAAUCUGCUACCCCGAGAAUCAUUAAAGAUGAUCGACUAGUAAAGAAAGUUACUUCGUCUUUAUUCUUAUUCAUGAAAGAGAGAUAUCAAUCAGGUGAAUUUGCUGGUCUCGGUAUUCCUGAAUCCUCAAAGCAGAUUGUACAAGAGUACAAGUCUAUGUCGCCUGAGCAACGCAAGCCCUUUGAGGAUGCUUCUUUGGCAGAUCAGGAGCGAUAUAUUCAAGAGUACAGAACAGUUUACGGAGAGGAACCCAAGGUUGCUCUCAAGGCUCAAGUUCAAGCAUAGAUACCCUCUAGAUUUUCAGACUCGAUCUUCUCUCUUUCUUUGACUUCGGCUCUUGACCUUGAACCAUGGCUAAAACCAUCCGCUAUGAAACGGUCAUCUGCAGAAGCUUGAGUCAAAAUUAUGGAGUCGAUACUUUCUUGUACCAAAUAUGAAUGCGAAAGUCGAGGUGUUCAUGCUUAAGAAUGAUGUUUGUACCUCGCUUCAUUGUUUUUGUCUUUAGAUACCCCCUGCCUUGAACGCUAGUGAUGAAAAGAAUACGAUUUUACUAUUUUAAAGGUAUUCGGUGGGAGUAUGACGAGUUUGUGAUGAGGAUCAGAUACUCAUUUCACUUUAUUAGGGUUCUUCUAUUUGAUUACUAUUUGUAUAUUUCACUACUAAUACAUGAAUGAGAACCA